AUGUUUACCAACACCGGCAACUCACUCUCCCGUUCUAAUGUGCCUUUCCCAACGGCUAGCACAAGCCAAAACUCCAUGGCAGGCAGCGGUCGUCCCACUGCUAGCCCCCGGCAAAGAAGGGCGGCUAGAUGCUCCUCGUCGGCCCGGAUCCCUUCCCGACUUUCCCAAUCCAUUGUAUUUGACCGGGACGGCAAUGCGCAAGACGGCCCGAUGAGCGAUGCCCACCGCGCACCCGCGCUUCCGACCGUAACUCACUACGGCAACCCGAUGUUGGGAGCGCACGGCAGGAACGCGGACUCCUCGGACAGAGGCAUCCAAGUCUAUUCCGAGACGGCUUCUCCUCUUGCCCAGCCACCUUCCCCUCCUCAUUCUCCGGAGCUCCCCUCGCAGCCCCCCUCAACCCCCACCUCUCCCUCCUUCUAUCUCUACUCCCGUCCCUUCCACCCAAACCCCCCUGGACCUCACAUGCGUUCUCCCCCCGAGCUCUACCUCUCUCCCCCCUCUACCCCGCCCUCCUCUUCGGCCUCGUCCGACUCUGACUCCGAGGAGUCACCUGAAGAAACUCCCUCCCCCCCGUCCGACAUCCCGCCUUCUCUCUUACCCGCUCCCAGGUCUGCGGCAGCGCCUGUCGCCGGUCCCAGCCGCCUGUCUGCGGCAGCGCCUCUAGCCAGCUCCGGCCAACGGUCAUACCCUCGGCUAGAGGCGCUUUUUCGCGUAAGGGACGCACCCGACGAGGCCGAUGUGCCGGCAAUCCGCGACACCAAUGUUCGGUCAAGGGAGGGGUCCGUCGAUUCCACUUCCGCCCCCUCAACGGUGUUCCUUUCCCCGGCCUCCUCACCCGGGACAUCGCGAUUCGACCCCCGAUCCAUCUUCCGGCCUGCUCAACCUGCCGCCAAACCUCGAGUCGCUCCGCGUGGGCUUCCAUCUGUCCGGGCAUUCGUGCCAGCCAGCCAGACUCGCUCGGCACCGGCCGUCUCAUCCGCGGGGCCAUUCUCAGCCCGGAUAGCCGCUGCUGCUGAACGUCGAGUCACUUCUCGUGGGCUUCCAUCCGUCCGGGACUUCGUGCCAGCCAACCCUCCUGCGCCCUCGGCAUCCUCACGGCCAUCUCAACCGGCCAACACAUCCGCGGGGCCAGGCACAUUCCAGGUGGAGCUUCCUGAAUCCCGACAGCCAGUGGAAACUUCCGUUCUUUUGUCGGGGGCUCAACCGGGCUCAGCAGGAGCAAGUUCGCUGUACGACUUUCUCUUGCAGCCUCUGGCCAACAGACCGGCUGCAACCUUCACCACCUCUGUGAGGGCUCCAUCGGCCCUGCCAGGACGUCGAUCCCGGCCUGCUCGUUUGAGUGUCCGCUUCGACUUGCCUCCUGGCUCGGGUCGAUCACCGGCUGGCACGAGCCGAUUGCAGGCUACCUUGAACCGAAUUGAGGCUAGCUAUCGUCGAAUACAGGCUAACUCUCGUGUCCUACAAGCUAACUCACGCCGCUCAUUCCCUCCAUCUCUGGCCCUGUCAGCGGUAUCGACGACCUCAACCGCGGGAUCACCUCCUCGCCGCCACAUCUCCUUCCCUGAGUCGGCAUCGACAUACCUCCCCGAAGUGCCGCAGCGUGCCCCCGACUUCCCCCCUCCGACAUCUCCCAUGGUAUCCCCCAAUGCACCUCCCCGCUACUCGCUAGUGUCUCGCCAAGGGAGAACGUCACCGCGGGUGUCCCUGACCUUAAGUCAGUCGGCAGCAAGGUCUUUGCCUCUGGUCCGUGCCGCUUCCCCCUCCCCCUCCCCACUUCCCUCAAGUCAGUCGGCAUCACUGUCUCUGCCCCCGGCUCGCGCGCCUUCCCCUUCCCCACCGCCCUCGCCAUUGGCGCAUCGCUCUCCUUCGAUCUCACCGGCACGCACCCUCGUGCAUUCUCUGUCGCUCUCGCCAAUUUCUUUGGCCCCCUCUCCACCCCCUUCCCCGGCACGCACCGCCGUGCCUUCUCCACCGGUUUCCCCGGCACGCCCCCUCGUCCGCUCUCCAACUGCUUCCCCGGUACGCGCCAUUGUGGCUUCUCCUCGGUUUUCCCCAGCACGCACUGUCGUGCCUUCUCCUCGGCUUUCCCCGGCACGCACUGCCGUGCCUUCUCCUCGGGUUUCCCCGGCACGCACUGCCGUGCCUUCUCUUCGGGUUUCCUCGGCACGCACCGCCGUGCCUUCUCCUCGGGUUUCCCCGGUACGCACCGUCGUGCCCGCUCAGUCACCGGCUGCAAAUGUUGAGGAGACGGCAUCUCGGGAAAUUGCGGUCGCACCCAGCACCAACCCGAGCCAUUCGGGCUAUCAAACCCGAUCGAAGCGAAGAAGAGAAGCCGAAGCUGCACCGGGCCCUGCCGCCAAGCGUCUUGAGGCUGACCGCCCAGCACCGAAGGGGAAGGGAAAAGCCCCCGUGAAGCGACAGCCGAAGAAGCGAGCCGCUGUGGAUGAGGCUCCGGAAGCCAGCACAAGUCGGCCCCGAAAGACCGCGAAGGCCAGCCCAAAGGCCAAGCAGGAAGAGAAAGCCGACCGCCCACAAUCGAAGGUCAAGGGCAAAGCUCCGGCGAAACAGCAGACGAAGAAGAGCGCAGCCGUCGAUACGGCUUCACCGCAAGCCAGCACAAGUCGGUCGGGGAAGGCCACGGAGGCGAGCACGAAGGUCAAGCGGGGAGAAGAUCCGGCUCAGCCAAGGUUGGUUCGUCGGAAGGUGGGCCGUCCGGCGGGGAAAGGCAAGGGAGCCACCACCAAGAAGACUGUGGCCGAACCAAGCAGACCGAGUACCAGUCGAUCGGCCGAAAGCGCGGGAAACGGGGAGGGGACCUCAACUACUUUGCGGUACUCCACCCGAUCCAAAAGAAAACGGGGCCCUUAA
Puccinia triticina is the source of this 2871-nucleotide messenger RNA. RefSeq lists its product as uncharacterized. Lineage: Eukaryota; Fungi; Basidiomycota; Pucciniomycetes; Pucciniales; Pucciniaceae. The transcript has a single exon. The record is from RefSeq and is a predicted model, not a curated record. Bases 1 to 2871 code for a protein of 956 amino acids.